AUGGCAGCCCCGGAGGAAAAUAACCUCUUCCCUCCCAAUCCCUACUAUAUCCCUGGCUACCAGGGCUUCGUCCCUCAGUACAACUAUCAGUGUGGAGAAACCUUCGGCAAAACCACGUACCGCCUGCUGACGGAUCCUGGUGUUGGGAAGAGCCCUCGCUCCUUGCUGGCGCCGCUGCCCAAGCAGAAGUUCGUCGAGGACUUCAGCGGGACGAAGCACGGUGUCCAGGAUUAUCUCCCAGGGCAUCCAGGGCAUUUUCCCUAUGAGAAAGCUGGGGCUGCAACGAACUUUCCUGAAUCAGUCCUUGGACCAAAACCUCCCCCGGCAGGACCCCGGGGUGUGACACUGCCAGGAUUGGCUGAAACCAUGGGUGUGGAGCAAGAUAAUCGGUUACCAAAGCUGGAGGUACCAAAUGCGAUCCAACAGAAAGUCAUUCCAGGGUACAGUGGAUUCAUCCCCCGCCUCACCUGGAUUAGUGGCGUGAGCUACGUCGAGGGUAUGAACGAAUUUGACCAAUAUCAGUUUUUGCCGAGAAAUCCACCUUGCAGCUUUGGCAAGAGAUUUCCCCAAACAUACUGGCCUAACAACAGAAUUUGUACCAGUGCCGGACUGAUACCUUCCUACACGGGCUUUGUACCACACCUCCGAUACACCUACGCGCUUACAUUUGGAAACAGCACCCGAAAAUCUUACCAAAAGGAACAAAGGAGACAAGCUUGUGCACUGUGA
Cariama cristata (Red-legged seriema) is the source of this 729-nucleotide messenger RNA. It is a transcript of the gene CIMIP2A, whose product is annotated as family with sequence similarity 166, member A. The record is from RefSeq and is a predicted model, not a curated record. The transcript is spliced from 7 exons. The coding region runs from base 1 to 729 and encodes 242 amino acids. NCBI's taxonomy places the organism in Eukaryota, Metazoa, Chordata, Aves, Cariamiformes, Cariamidae.